ACCUCGAAGAGCUGAAAGAAUUUCGAAAAUUGUCAAUUCGCCCGAUUGUGUCUCGUCUGUGAUUUACAUUUUCAUCGAAAGAAAAAAAAAAAAAUCAAAUCUUUUAACCUCAGAGUUAAAAAAGAAUGCUCCUCGUCUCAAAAUCAAGUGUAUAAAUUGUGCAUAAUUGAUCGAAAAACCAUUAACUUUAAUUUGAAAUCGAAGAGAAAAAUAAAUAAACUCGAAGAAGAAUCGUGAAACAAUAGGGGAAGUUUGAUGGACGAGCCGGGGACGAAUCAAUAAUAUUCAAAUUAAUGAAUUUUAAAUGAUUCAUUGAACUUGUGAACUUGGCUCGUAAGAAAUUUUGUGAAUGAGAAAUAUCCUUUCGAAUGAACUCGUCGCCAAAGAUCAGUCGUUUCCGAGGUUGAACGAGAGCAGAAGAGCGGAAGAUUUUCUCGCGAGAUUUCGUGGAGCGAGGACCGUUUUAAAUCUAGAUAAUUACGUAGAGAAAAAAGGGAGGAGGGAGAGAGAGAGAGAGGAAAGAGGCAGUGACAGAGGGGAAGUGGAAAAUGGCAAACGGAUACGACGAUUAUUACGACGCACCCUGGCAUCUCUUCCCUCCGGAUUACGCCGAGGAGGAAUACAGCAAUACAAGUGACUCAUUCCCUUCUAUCCGACAAACAAAGAACAAUUUUGGAGAGCUUCAAGAUGCCCAGGAGCACAAGUUUUCACAUCCAUGACAUUCUGCAGCUUGAUUCGAAGCCAUCCCAGGAGGAAACGGAGGUGCAAGGUAGUACCACGGUGCUACCGACCACGAACGAUGUUCCGUCGGCAUACCAACAGUUUUUCGAGCACACGACGGCCAUGUUACAGCCCGCGAUAUACGCGAAUCUGAACAGAGGCACCUUACCACCCCCGCCACCCGCUUUAUUGGGAUGGCCGACCGGUCCAACGUUACCGACCACAUUACCUCAGCCUUUGGAAGAGGUGAAUGUGUUGCAGCAACCAGACUCGACCAGCCCGACCAUCUCGGAUCUAUCGUUCCCACCGAAGCAGGAGGCGAACCACGAGUGCAAAGAGGAAGAGUCGGCGGAGUUCGAGGACGAGCAGCAGGCGAACGAGACCCAACCCCACGAGACCGAGCACAAAAAGCGGAAGAGGCGAGUGCUGUUCUCCAAGGCGCAGACGUUCGAGCUCGAGAGACGUUUCCGUCAGCAGAAAUACCUGAGCGCCCCCGAGAGGGAGCAUUUGGCCUCGAUUAUUCGGCUCACCCCCACCCAGGUGAAGAUCUGGUUCCAGAACCACAGGUACAAGACGAAAAGGGCGGCGACGGAGGCGAGCGGAAGCGGGUGUUCACCUAGAAGGGUCGCUGUACCGUUGCUGAUCAAGGAUGGAAAGCCCUGCCAGUCCAAGCUGAUGGAACCUGCCACGUAUCCGACCACGGGCCAGGUACCUAUGCCGCCCUACAUGCAGAAACCUUAUUGGUGGUAAGACCAAUGGACUUUCGUUCGUUGAAUGAAUGAGAAUCAUUCGUUGUCAUCGUGGACUUGGCGGUCGAUGGCUGGGAUAUCUGGAGGAUCGAUAGAAGGCUGGCACGAAACAGUCGAAGACGUUGUCGAAUAGUAGUCGGAUUUUGGUGGACAGAAGAUUAAUUAAUUAGAAGGUUAAUUAAUGAUUGUUAUGUCGGGAGAACGAUUUGUCUUUUCAUCGGGGAAGGGAAGAGAAAAAUUGUGGAUGAUAUUUGUUGGAAGGACGAGGAAAUCUUAUCCAAUUAUUCUGGGCGAAUUGGUAUAUCAUAUGCGACAGAAAGUGAAGGAGAUGUUGAAGAUUUAUCGUCGAUCAUUGAUACUUGAAAUAUGAGAUUGUUAGAGAAGGAAUAAAAUAAUUGUUAGAUUUUUGGAGAAAUUAUGAGAACUUUCGUCUUGUUGGAAGAAAAAAGGAUUAUGGAUAAUAUCUUGAUACGGAUUUUUUGUAUAAACAAGAUAAGAAAUCUAAUUAUAAACUGAUUUUCGAACAAUGAAAGCUGUAAGAUGGAUGGAAGAUUAUGGAUAUAUUUAAGUCAAUCAAGUAACGGGUUCGAACUUCUCAUGAACAAUAUCUAAGGAAUCAAGUGAAAUAUUAUCUUCCUCGUAAUGUUAAACAUGUAUCAAAGAAUCUUAAAGAAACAGUAUACGAUCAAAGUGUGGGGGUCGAUCAAUUUUAAAAAAAACAUCAACGAAUCUUGAAACAACAAACGAUCGAGAGAUAUGAAAAAUACAAAAAAUCAAUCAGAGAAAGAGAGAAAUCGUCAAGUACCGCGAAGAAUAAUCCAUCCCAUAAUUGUCAAGAGAAUUCCAGUACAGAAAAGAAUCGUUUUUAACUAAUAUCGUAAGAUUAUCAAGAAUCAAACGUAUUAUUAGCUUAGAUGAUUAACAGUAAGAAACGAGUGUUUGCCUGUAAAACUUCGACUAAGUUUACUCGAGUUCUCGUUGUUGAGUAAACGAAGUGUACUGCCAAUCGAAGUUGACGAUCGACCAUCAUUCUAACUCGUAAUUAAAGUGGAUCUCGACGCGAAAUUUGAAAAUUCGAUGAAACUUUUAUCGAUGAAAGUGUCGUUCGAGUGAAUUAAACUGCGUCUGUGUUUCGUCGAUUGUAUCGGGUAUUUGCGGAAGAUAAAAACCAAAGAUAAAUCGCGAUUAUGAUCGUGGAGAAAUUUGGAUGAAAUUUGGAUACAAACUUUUAAGAGGAUUUAUAAAAUUUGUUGGAAAAAUAGUGAUAAUAAUUUUGAAAUUAUUUGAUUGGUUGGAGAUAAUAAUAUCACGAAUAUUCUGUAAAUUUUAAUCCGAAUUCUAAAUUUCUAAACUGAUCAGAGAAUUAAAAAUAUUGUGGUUUAUUUUAUAAUAUGAUAUUCUAUUUUUCGAAUGAUAAGUGAAAAAUUGGAAUAUUUCUAAAAUUAUUAUUUUUAAAAAUAAUAAUCCUGUUUGUCUCUUAAAAUGUGUAUCUACAAUUUCUAACCAAUUCGAUAGGAUGAGUCGCAUAAAGUGUUCUAAACUUUCUGAUUAUAACAUUUUACGCCAAAAUCGUAACGUAAAAGUGAUAUAGCGUGAAUAAGUAGAGAAAUAAAGGAAAUAGGUAUGCACUGUCGGUCAAAAGUUUGAAAUUAAUUCUUUGAUCUCGUGAGAUCUUUAAAUUUAAAAAAGAAAAUCUUAAUUCUGUUUAGUUAUAACGUUAUCUAGUCAAAGAUUUAUAAAAACAAUCUUGCAUUGUAUUAUAGUAUCAACUUAAUAUAUUAAUUUUCAAGUGAUAGCAUUGAAUCGUAAGUAACACUACGACAAUUUGAGUUAGGUUAGGUUUAACCCUCGACUGAUAUCUUCAAACGAUAAUAACUUUAAUUUUUGAAUAAAAUUAAACAAUUUUAUUCAAUAUUCUAUUAUAAAUAUAAUAUUCUAUAUUAAUAUUUACUUUAUAAUCAUUAAGUUAGUUAUUUAAUGAUUCCAUAAAAUAUAGAACGAUAAAUAGAAUUAAACAUAACCUCAAAAAAUCUCAAAUACACCUAUAUAUAAAAUUAAUCAGAAAUUCAAAUUCAAUAAUAUUUUCUAAACUUUUGAUCAAUAGUGUAGAUCAUUAGAUAGAUUCACAGUUUCGAGAUUCUUUUUUUUUCUUCUCUUUUGUACAAAGUUAUCGUUAGCAUGUAUGUGAAUAUACGCGUGUAUGUAUGUAUAUAUGUGUCUCUCACGUUCGUACUUAAAAAUAAAAAUUCUCAUCUACGAAUAAUAAAUAAGCGAUUAAAUUAAAAUAUCUUUUCAUUUUCUUACAGAAACAUUUUUCAAAAUGGCGAAGAUUCUUGAUCGCUUAUAUAACAAUUCUCCCAUUUUCUAUCAAAUUAAUCGCGAUAACGAGAUAAAACAAUAAAUAAAGUUCGAACUAUUGAAUAAAAUAAUAAUAAUCAUUUCCAAAGAAAAUAGUUUAUGAAACAUGAAAUUUUAAUCUGAAUUGAGUGAAAGAAACAAUUUUUCAUUAUUCAAACGUGUUGGAAUAUUCUGAUUUUAUCGAGGAAAAAAAUAUUGGAUAAUAACUAUUGUUUUAUUAUUGAAACAAUUUCAUUAGAAAAAUAAAUAUUGGUAAAUUGUAUCAACAAGAAGAUUUUUUUUUUCAUAUAAUUGUAAUACAAUGAUUCUCGAUUGUUUUGUUUUUGUAGAGAUCGUUUCGUGGAAUGGAGGAGAUAAUAUAGAGCAAGUAAUAAUUGUAUAGAGGGAGUGAUACAGUCGAUACAGAAAUCCCAGUUUAUCGCCUUUAAUUAGGAAGCAUGUAAUUAAUACGUCGAAUAGGUUGUAUAUAUGUACAUUGUGUAUAAUACAGGUAGUAAUAAUAUAACAGAUAUUUAAUAAAAUCGAAUCUUAAGCAAA
Apis laboriosa (Himalayan honeybee) is the source of this 4364-nucleotide messenger RNA. RefSeq names its product homeobox protein Nkx-2.8-like. Gene Ontology annotation, biological process: regulation of transcription by RNA polymerase II; cell differentiation. The record is from RefSeq and is a predicted model, not a curated record. Gene Ontology annotation, molecular function: DNA-binding transcription factor activity, RNA polymerase II-specific; RNA polymerase II cis-regulatory region sequence-specific DNA binding. Bases 688 to 1470 code for a protein of 260 amino acids. Gene Ontology annotation, cellular component: nucleus. The transcript has 5 exons. NCBI's taxonomy places the organism in Eukaryota, Metazoa, Arthropoda, Insecta, Hymenoptera, Apidae.